Alligator sinensis (Chinese alligator) is the source of this 5633-nucleotide messenger RNA. RefSeq names its product glutamate rich 5 (gene ERICH5). The transcript has 5 exons. The coding region runs from base 1292 to 2272 and encodes 326 amino acids. Lineage: Eukaryota; Metazoa; Chordata; Crocodylia; Alligatoridae. The record is from RefSeq and is a predicted model, not a curated record.
UCCCUUCCGUGGAUACGUCAGAUCCGAGCGGGGUGUCGCGUCGGUGCCUCGAGGCUCUGCAGGGCCCUUUGCUGCUGGGUCUUCUCGCCUGGUUGUGACGUCACGCCCGUGCGUGGAUUACCUGCAUCGCGCGCUUCACCCGCGCGUUGCGUCAUUGUGUCUCGCGUGGCGGGGCCGAGCAGAAGCCUCCCGCCGGGUUUGUCUGUCUUACCGGUGACAGCUCGCGUCGCAGCGGCGUGUUGUGAGGGGCUGCAGACGAGAGAGGCUGAGACCCACGGCCCCGAGUCCGCUGCGGCCGCUGUGCAGCCGGGGGCUCCGUGGCCCCUCGUAGUCUGUCCCCGGAGGUUUCUGGAAGACCGGGGUGCCGCGACCACUCACACCGGCGUGUAUCAGUUAUGGAUUGCUCUGCGUAGACUUUACGCUAGGAAAGCAAAUGCCUGACUGACAUUUUAAAAACCCGCUGGACUACUGUAUAAAUCGGAUUCAACGUUUAAUAUUUAUUUUAAUGAAGGCCCUAUCAUUUAUUGCUCGGGUGACUGCCAGCAGACUCCCGAGACGAAAUUCCUGAAGGGGGGGGUGGCAACCCUGGCCCUGCAGCAGCAACUUCUCCAGCCUCCUGUUCCUACAACGAUCGCCCUCUCCGAACUAUGCAGUUGUGCCUAUGAGAGACAUGGUCUGUGCUGUCAGAGUGUGCCUGUGAGGGCAUGCUCACCCAACUCCCUCCACUUCAAGCCUCCAGUAGGUUUUGGGCAUGGGCGACUGGUGCUACCUGAGUUGGCGGGGCACAUAUCCCCCCAAGCGGCCAGUCAGUGACCGGCCGAUCGUGCCAGCCAGUCAGGGCGAGCGGUGCUCCCGGAAGUGGCCGCAGCGCUCCCAGAAGUGCCAGCAGUGCUUCAUCCAGCACCCCCAUGCCCCGGCCAGCACUCCCGGGGGGGGCACCGGCGCGCCCGUCUGCCCAUCCUGCCUGUCACCGAAGCAGGGAACACUGCUGGUUAGGGGGUGCACCAGCGCUCUCGGGGUGCACAUGCACCCCUGUGCAUCCCAUACGCAUUGCCACUGGUUUUGCUCACUUUUGAAAGCCUAUUUUUGCUACCAGAGAAUACAGGCAAGGUUUAUAUGACUAAGAAAAGUUGUCCUACCUGGGGUAGAAGUCCUGGACCUUCAUGGCCUAUGAAAAGGAGCUGUGCACACAGGUGCAAAACUGCCGCAAGAAUAUAGGCAUCUGUUCAAAUAUUGCAAAGGACGUACCAAAGAUGGGUUACAAGCAGAAGUGCAGGGUGAUGAGACAGGAAUGCAGCCUUCCUAUCAAAAGGCUGCUCUCCCCAUUUGUGUUAUUACACGAGUAGGGAUAUCACAAUGGAUGGUGACCUCAGCCUGCAAUAUCUAUGGACACCUCACAACGUGGGGAGGAAGAAUCUGCAACCUCCGAAGUGCAGGCCACAGUCAAUUUAAUGCAGGGAGGAAAUCACAGGAUACAGUCCCGUUAGACUUAGGAGCUCUUUGCAAGCCAACUAAAUGUGAACCAGAUGAACCAAGUGACAGUCUACUGAGGAAGGAAAUGGGAGCACAAAUAAGGGCUCAGCAUUGUGAUGGUUGCUUGCUGCUGAGUCCCAUCGGUCAUCUCUCUCGAUUCCUUACUUCAGAACUGACACCAGAUGAAAACACUCCAGUUGCUGAUGAAAAUGAAACUAUACCUGACCAGACAAAGCUAGACCCAAUCCAGGAUGUGGAUGUCAUCUCUGAGGAAUCAAAAACAAAUGAGAGUUUCCCAGCAGAGGCAACAGAAACUUUGGUUCCAACACCACCAGAAAAUGAUUUGGGCAGUAAAAUAGUAGAUCCCGGAUCUGGGGAGAGCACUGGGCCAACACCUGAAGGACUGGUGGAGGAUGAUGGUCGACUGUCUACAAGUCUGGAAAAAGGCAUGGACCUUCUUCCUGCAGGAGCAAUGGAGGUCAUAGAGCUGUCACCAGCAGGAUCACCAGCACCACCAGCAGAGGGCAUUGGGUCACUUCUCAGGGUACCAGCAGAGGACAUAGGGCUGCUACAUGUGGGACCAAUGGAGGGAAAUCUCAGCCCUGUAAUAGAAAUCACCAAGGAAGUACAAAUUAAUGAAGAGGACCAAUUAAUUGAGGGUGAGACGGGAGAAAAAGUGGAAACUGAGAUGCACAGUGAGAUAGUAAGUGAGGGGAAUGAAACAAAAGAAGAAGAAACAGGAGAAGCUUUGGAUGUUACAGCAGCAACAGAGAUAGAGGCAACUAAUAAUGAGGAAUAGGAGUCAUGUCUUUAUGGACUUCUUCUUGGGCCUAUUCAACUGAUGAAAUCAACAUUCUUUAAUGUUAUGGCUUUUGGAGAAUAUCAGGAUUGUAAAAACGCUUUUAUGGACUUUGACACAAAUAUUAACAAGAGGCACUGGAAAACAUAAGGAUUCUUUCUCCAAAGUCAAAUUGCCAAGGCUUCCACAAGGAUGUAAACUUUCAUUUAUCUGCCAUAGAGUGCCUUCUGCACACUAACAAUUGAUUUUUUUUUUUCUUUUUAGAAAACAAAACAAUUUACUGCUUAGUUUUCAUUUAAGUUAUUUUUUUAACCUGGAAAAAAAAAUCAAACUUAAAAUGUGAGGGGUUCAGCCAUCGUGACUGAAUUAGUAGUAUAUAGGAUGCAAAUAAUAUAGCACAGGAUUUUUAUUUUUUAAUGUUGGUGCUAGAUUGAGAUAUGAAGCUUAAGCACAUUUCUGAUUCUUCACACUAUUCUUGUGUAUUAAAUUGCCCAAACCUGCAAGCAUACGUGGGAUUCAGACCUCAGAGUUCCUGUGUGCGAGGAUUUGGGUAUAUGUGGCAGACACUUUACAGAAUACAUAGAGCGUUCACUUCCAAGAUAAAAUGUCCACAGCUGCCUCUCAUUUGUUAAGUGUUGUUAAGGAAAAAUCAGCAUGUAUGCAUGAUAUAAGCAGUAUAUAUACAUGAUUAUUGAAAUGGAGUGAGGAGAAAAAGUAUUUUUAAAUCUCUCUGAUAUUUUAUGCGCUUACGCUUUGGCCCACCUAAAAGAGUACAAAAGUGAUUACUGAUUACUAAAGCAAAUAUUACAGCAGAUUAACUAACAGUUAUAGUCACUGUGCAGUUUUUAUAAUAAAAUUAUAACUAGUGAUGUACAUAAACUAGUAAAUUCCUUGUUCCAACAGUGUGUAAUUUCUUAGCUCCAUUUUUCUGAUAGUGUUACGCUUCUAGAAGUGAUUAUAUAUUUAUCUUAACUUUCUUUACUACACAUUAAAGAAUUCUCCCUGGGUUGAAGUUAAUGGUGAAGAUUUCAAACAAUUUCCUUGGAAACAGACUUGAGAGUGCCUUGCCUAAUGAAUUUGAUAGGUUAUUUGUACUAGUAAUGGCCAUGGAGAAGGUUCUCAUUAUAUCUGGGGGGGUUCUUAUGAUUAGAGAGGUAGUUAGCUAUCUGAGUCUGAAAUCAGGCAGAAGGUAGGGAAGGGCAUACUUUACAAAAGCAUAUGCCCUUCUGAAUGAGUCAGUCUUUAGACUCUCAGUGGGCACACCCACUUUGUGAAGGUCCAAGGUGCCCUGAACCUGACACUGAGGGGAUUUCUCCCCACCCAGUCUGUCUCCAGGGCUCAGGCAGAGGUGGCUGGGUCCUGGAUCCUGGGACGGCUCCAUGCCAGACCCUGAACCUCAGCUGAGCAUCAGGAGUCAGCAUGGGACAGCCCCAGCAUGCCACACAUUCAAUUUAAGGAGUUAUACACCAGCCAAAAAAAUGUGGCACACAAUAUGUUGAACAUAUUUGUGGAGCAUUGACUAUAUUACCACACCAUAAAUUGGCUUUAAGAUGUGGUACUGUUACUAUUUAUGAUGUGAUUAACAGGUUAACAUCUGUCAGGGCCCUAAGGUGCCACCCUGCCUUGCUUUCUACUUGGGUUUUUGUUUACAAGAUUCCAGCAUAAGAAAUCAGAAGGCUGCAGUCCAGAAGGAAACGUAAAGUUUUUUCCACAAUGGCUGAGCACUGGUUUUAGGGUUAUUGGCUCCCUUUUUUUGAAGGAAUUCACACAACUUAGAAAAAUAUACCCAUGACUUACACAAACAGCAAGAGCCAAAUUCUGUAUUACUGCACAAGCACACAACUUUGAUCUGUGUUGAACAUUUAAACUUAUAUCCUUUGCCUUUUUAGCCUUUUACUCUAGUUAUCUCUGGCCAUAUGAGUGUGGUGUUUUCUUACAGUCUUCUGAGUAAACCGUUAAGAAAUAGAUGAUGGUAUUUCUUAAAUGUUAAUUAAGGUCACCUAUCAGUUUCUGAUUUGUAUACCUCAUUCUAUUUGCAGUCUAUAUUCUUUUUCAAAUCACAGCUAUUUGAGAGGUUCUGUGUUUAACUGCAGUCUGAUAGAUGAAACAGCUGUCUUGGUUGAUAUUUUAGAUAACAUUUUGCAACUUUUAUAACAUAUUUUAAACCAAACAAUGCACAUGGUGAAUUUCCCCCUUUGACUUAACUUGUGUAGUUGGAGGUUCUUGGGCCUAUUAAUACUUUAGAAUGCUGAUCAGAAAUGAAAUACAAAAGCUGCCCUUACUAACUUUUCUGAUGUACAGAUCCAGUAGUGGCACAAAAUUAAUAAUUAUAUAUUGAAGGAUUCCAAAGCCUGUGCUAAUAGUAUAUCAAAGCAGCAGGUGUGUCAAGAAGACAGCAGCAGCUAAGUUACGAGCCCCUUGUGCAUGAGAGUAAGCACACAGUGAACAUGUCUACGCGAGAUGCUGCUGCGCAGUCGUUACUACGUAUUUAUUUAGUACUUGUAUUAACAAGUACUAAAUAAAUGUGCAGUAACCCAAAUUACGACACAGUAGUGCUGGUGAAUGUUUUUAAGUGAUGCUACUGUACAGUAGCCUAAUAAUACCGUGUAGUAGUGUAUUACUACUGUGUGCUGUGAUGCACUACUGUGCAGUAUUAUUAAGCUACUGCACAGUCAGCAUCUUGUGUAGAUGCACCCAGUAAAAGUGUUACAUGCUUAGAGAAGUAAUGAGCAAGCAGUUUAACUAGAUGCAGAUAUUUCAUAUUUUAAGAAGGGUGAGGUGCUCUCAGUCUCGAUGCUUAUGGCUGAAGCAGCAGGGAAAGUAAAUAGCGUGUUUUUCCAGGGGGACUGUAAUUUUUCUGAAGCUAAAUUGUAGGUGUUGCAUUUAAUGUCUAAAUAGUAAAAUUCCCUAAAUGUUAAAACAAGUUAGGGGAGAAACAUUACUAAAUAAGAAUGCAUUGUAGGAGAGAGAUGUGAAAGUAAAGCAUCUUUAAAAUAAAAGUUAAUGUUUGUUUUGUUCUUUUUUAUUUUAAGUAGCUAAAAUGUGAUUGAACCAAAGUUGAAAUGGUAACUUACUGUUAUAGCUGCCUGUGAAACUGAAUUGCAAGUUAAUAUUGUGCGCAAAAAGGGUCCUAAUCCCGUAUGGUACUUACACAUGUACUUAUCGUUAAGUACAGGAGCAAUUCAAAUCAAACAAGACUGAGGCCUAAGAAGCAUCUAUCAGUACUUGUUUUCAUGUUGAAGAGCUGUAGAUUAAAACAUAAGUAAAGUGUUCUUACUUUUAUGGUUUUUGUUUGAGAAAGAAGUCCAUGUGAAAGUAUGUUGCAAUCAAAUUUUACACAAUAAAGAGGUUUAAACAUGCA